This is a messenger RNA of Drosophila albomicans, 1671 nucleotides long. RefSeq lists its product as uncharacterized. The transcript has 3 exons. NCBI's taxonomy places the organism in Eukaryota, Metazoa, Arthropoda, Insecta, Diptera, Drosophilidae. The record is from RefSeq and is a predicted model, not a curated record. The coding region runs from base 715 to 1587 and encodes 290 amino acids.
UUGCGCUGUCGUUCCAUGCGCACCUCUCGCUAUCGCAACCGCAUAUUUGUUAAGCUGCCAAAGCUUUAAAGCUGCAAAGCAUUUACGUACUUCUCUUUCUGUGUGUGUGCGUGCGUUCGAGUUUGUUUAUGUGUGUGUGUGAUACACACUUGUCUCUGCAUCUGUGACGGUGUGAGUGCUCGUGUCUAACGCGUAACGAAAGCGAAAGUUUUGUUGCGCGCGUGUUGCCAGCAGCAGCAACAACAACAACAACAACCAACAACAACCUAUGAUUGCACACACGUCGUUGUCGUCGCCGUCGUCGUCGCCGUCUUCGUAGUCGUCGCUGUAGUCGAUGUCACAGUCGCUGUCGCUGUCACAGUCGCAUUCGUCAUUGUUGUUGUUUGUGUUGCUGUUUUAUUCUUACCUAGAAUUGAUUAAAGGCGUGUGAAAACAACAACAACAACCACAACAACAACAACAACAACAAAAUGCUCAUUAGUUUCAAUGAGCGUGCAAUAAAUUAAAUAAAACGUGUUUAUGCUGCCAUAUUCAGCGUCUCUCUUUCGCUUUACCUACUGCUAUCUCUAUCGGUGUGUGUGCCAGUGUUUGUGCCAGCCAUCAAACAAAGAAGCCAACAGCUGUUAAGCGAAAACAAAAAAACAACAACUUUAAUCGCCAGCCAUUCCAGCAACAUUUACUGUUAAACGCUUUCAAACAUCCAUCGGUUCCACAAUGGCGCCCACCGUCUGCUCGGAGAAGAAAGUACGCGUUGCGGGCAUGAAGGAGGCGCGACGACGUGGCAACAUGGGCGUGGCCCAGUCAACAACAAACACAAGCACAGCUGUGACAGCAGCAACACAAGCAGCAGCAGCUGGAGCCAUACAGAACAGCGUUGUGCUCAACUAUGUUGCCAAAGGUUCAACGCACUCAGCGGGUCGUCAGCAAAGGCGUCGCAUGGUUCGUGUGCCCUCCAGACUGCAGCAUAUCUCGAAGAACAUCAUAUCGUCAUCAACAUCAUCAUCAUCUUCAGAGUCUGAACAGCAGCUGGAGCGCAUGGAACUGGAUGAAUACACCAACAGUGAUUACAACGAGGCAACAAGCAUACAGAUAUCGCGCACACAUUCCAGCGGCAGCAGCAACAACAACAUCAACAUUAAAACAGUAUUACAACCCACAACAGCCAACAGCAAUAGCAAUAACUACAUCUUUGGAAAUGGCGGCAACAAUAACAAGACAUCAACAACAGCCAAAUUCUGUGAUCAAAUGCCAAGUGCUGAUGAUGAAGACGACGACGACGAUGAUGAUGAGGAGGAGGAUCAGGGAGAUGGCGACAGUGGCUAUGAGUUUGCAUUGGAGCCAAUCAAGCCACACAUUCAGCAACAAUAUCACUCACACAAUGAGGGACUACUCUCCAUAGCCCUGAAGACUAUCAAGCUGGUGCAGCGAAAUAAAUUGCUACAGAAGCGUUUGGCUCAGUUGCAGCUAGAGACGUCCGAGUUUAUUGCCUCGGUGCUGGCUAAUCCCGAGAAUCGUCAUUUCCGUGACAAAGUCGCGGUUAAGGCGGAAUCGCCCAGCAAAGUAAGCAAUGUUUUGCUGCGUCAUUAAGCGAUAAACAAUGAUGAAAAAUUGCUGCAUACUUUUGGGCGGUAGCCAGAAAUAAAAAAAAACCCAUUCCGCUGUGUCACAGAA